This is a messenger RNA of Vollenhovia emeryi, 1571 nucleotides long. RefSeq names its product proline-rich protein PRCC. The transcript is spliced from 3 exons. Gene Ontology annotation, cellular component: nucleus. The record is from RefSeq and is a predicted model, not a curated record. The coding region runs from base 175 to 1434 and encodes 419 amino acids. Lineage: Eukaryota; Metazoa; Arthropoda; Insecta; Hymenoptera; Formicidae.
UCAACUCUCAGACUUUCUGCGUCAAUGGUGCUGAUCUAACGUAAAUACAGUCUUUCUUAUACUGUGGUAAAAAUCUGUCAGAGCAUCUGAGAGCACCGUUAGUGAUGGUUAGCGAUGGUUAAUGUCGCGUUUGAGUGUACACAAGCCGAGCGCGAGACGUAUUCCUGAUCGGAAAUGAGCCUCGUGGCAUACGACAGCAGCGACGAGGGCUCCGAGAGCGAGCCCGCGGUGCCGAUUGUCGCGAACGAUAUCGUGCAAGUAAACUCGAAGCUGUCCCUACCUGCUCCGAGAGUAGUACAACAAUCGCACAGUACAAACGAUGAGGAGGAAGAGAGCGGCGGCGCGGACCGUAAUUUCCAGCAAUUUCUCGACACGCUGCCGAGACCGAAGGAUCCCGCUUUCACGGGCAACGUCGAAGAAGUGGAGGACGAGAUUCUGUUGAAGAGAGAAACGGCAAGUCAAAUCCCGAGGCCAGCCAAGAAGCAGACUGUGAAGAUAUCAGUGCCUUCCUUAUCGGAGUUUAAGGAUCUCGAGGAGGAGAGCGAGGAGAAACCACCCAGGGUCGUGCAACCGUCGCAGAAGGGCUGUGGACUCUUCUCCCUCUUGGUGCCGCCGAGAGGAGAGGCAGCACGCAACAAUACUCUAGUACCUCGGACCGUUAAGAACACAGCGGUAAAGGCGAAUGUACAGCGGUCGAAGACGCCGAGGAAAUCCAGUGCGAGUGAUUCCAAGAUAAAAAGGCUGACUACAGAUCAGUCGCGUAACGAACAGAGCUCCGACGAAGAGGACGGGACGAUAGAUUUCUUCGGGCUAGCUGCGAACGAGGAUACACCGGGUAGCUCCGCGGCGGGAUUGUUGGACUCGGAAUUGUCCGCGGAACUUGUACAUAGGCCAAAUACCGAAGCUUCGUUCGUGAAACACGCAGAGGAUCCUGAGACACGCAGCUCUUCCUCCCUUUCCGAUACUCCGACGGGCAGCCAGUCGAGCAAAACCUUAACGAGUAACAUUAUAAAUUUACCGAAGGAAGAGAUCUUACUGAAAAACAAGGCGGAGGUUGGCCCGAAGCUGCCUGUUCCGGAGCAGGAAUACAACGUCGACGUGGAGGGCAACGUUGCCUUCGACGAGAAGGCGAUCGAGUAUCUCUGCGGUAAACGGGGUGUGAAGCGCAAGGAGAUCGGCGAAGCAGAGAUAAUUGAGAUAAACGGGGAGGACAUAAAACCGGACGAGAGAGAGUGGCUGGUGAAGGCGCUGACGGAGGAGACUGUGCACAGGCCGGUGUCCAUGCAGAGCGGCGGGGUCAACUCCCAGUCCAAGAAGAAGCAUCAGAUAACUUAUCUGGCGCAUCAGGCCAAAGCCAUGGAACUGGAACUCAAGAAUCAGUGGGCACAGAAUAGAGUGGCGCGGAAUCAAACGAAAUCGAAAUACGGUUUCUAAAAACUGCGACUUGUACAAGAUUUGUACUGCGAUUGUACUUCUUUUUUCUUUUAAUUAACACAGUCUUUUAUUCUUAAAUUAGAGGCAUCUGUACGAUGAGUAUUGCAAAUACUGAAAAUAUAUCGAGAUUGCGGGGA